UGGGUAAGAGCGGCCCCGCGCCUGCGCGAUCUGCUCUUGCCAUCUUUCCCGCAAACACGUCUCGUCGCAUCUGCUCCCAGCCCGUCGCCUCGUUCUGAUUUCCGCCGAGUCCGUACUCGUUCGACAGCCCAGAAGCAACGCCACCUUUCUGUCGCGAAGACCAACAUAGAAGAAAUGGCCCCGAAGACUGCUACCACCAAGAAGGCCGGCGCCCCGCCCGCGCAUGCCUCCUACCAAGGUAUGUGCCAGCACGUUUCGCCGCAAUGCGUGUAUCUGUGUUCCUGCGCGCGCCCGUCGUCCUCGUUUGCGCAAUUUGCUGACCUUGGCCUGAAGAUAUGAUCAAGGAUGCCAUCAUGAAGGUGAGUUCGGUCUUCCGGCGCAUUACGUGUUGUUCGACGGUCGCAUGACCAGCAAGUUCCAACAACAACGGAGCGCCCCUCAACAUGAGAUUGCAAAAGCCGUGUGCUGACCUCUUUUUGCUCUGUGCAGCUCAAGGAGCGAAAUGGUAGCAGGUACGUACGCGAUUCGUCUUGAAUCGGCUAAAGUCCAGCCCCUUUGGCCUCUCCCACGCUCUUUCAAGUUCGUUUUGCUGACCAGAGCUUUUAGCCGCCAGGCCAUCAAGAAGUAUGUCAGGGCCAACAACAAUCUUGGAAACACCACCGACAAUGCCUUCACUGCGCAUGUCAACAAGGCCCUCAAAUCCGGCGUUGAGGCUGGUAUUUUCGAGCAGCCAAAGGGUGCAUCCGGCCCAGUGAAGCUCAAGAAGCCGAGCGAGAAGAAGGCUGCCGCUCCAGCUUCCAAGGCUGCCAAGCCAAAGUCAGAGAAGAAGGCUGCUGCCCCCAAGAAGGCUGCCACCGGCGAAAAGAAGGCUGCGCCGAAGAAGCCGACCACCAAGAAGGAGCCUGCUGCUAAGAAGACCGAAACCAAGGCCGCUCCAAAGAAGGCUGCCCCCAAGAAGGCGGCAGCGCCCAAGAACGAACCCGCCGUCAAGGAGAAGAAGCCCGAAGCGAUUGGAAAGACCAAGACUGGACGCGUUGUCAAGAGUUCAAAGCCAGCGACCGCCAAGGCGAUAACAAAGAAGGCAGCGCCAAAGAAGGAGGCAGCGCCGAAGAAGACCACGCCCAAGAAGUCGACACCAAAGAAAGCCUAGAUCACGUGAUGGUGAUGUCAAGUCACUAAAUUAACGACGAGUUCAUGUGGCGGCGGCGGCGUUAUGGAGGGCCGAAAUGAUAUCCUGUUGGGAUGAUACUGGGCAUGCGUGUAUAAAUUAUGACGGGAUGGUGUUUUUUUGGCGUUCUCGGUCUUGACAUGACUGCUGCGAGCGUUGGGUAUUCACAGCGCAAGUAGCAUCGAAUUUAAUGUUUUGGAAAAUCGCCUUGAGAACCCUUCGAAA
Molecule: messenger RNA, 1393 nt
Organism: Verruconis gallopava
Lineage: Eukaryota; Fungi; Ascomycota; Dothideomycetes; Venturiales; Sympoventuriaceae
Exons: 2
Coding region: 503-1150 (215 amino acids)
Biological process (GO): nucleosome assembly
Cellular component (GO): nucleosome
Molecular function (GO): structural constituent of chromatin; DNA binding
Source: RefSeq, a predicted model, not a curated record